AUGGAGAGCGUACUUAGAUUUUAUAGUCUUAAUGAUUCAAUUAAUUAAUUAAAACAAUAAUCCUGUCAUAGAAGCUUUCCUCAAUUAUAUAUUAGCGAAAAUAAAUUGACUUAAAUAAUUUCGCAACAGUAUGAUAACCCUAUACAAUAUAAGCCGAUGCCUUUCGAGAUUGUAUCAUUAAGUGAAAUAAAUGAUCAAAAAGAAGAAUCAUCAAUCAUAUAAAAAGAAUAGACUUUAAUAUUAAAAAAUGAAUUGCAAACUCCAUAAGAAUUAAAUUUAUAAUUAAAAGCUAGAAAAUGCAUGAAUCUCUUAGAAGGGUAAAAUAAGCAUGAAAAGGAACAAUAAAUAAUGAGUAUAUUAGAAAUAAUAAAAUCAAUAUUAAAUGGAAAAAAAGAACGGACAAAUUAAAGGUUAAAGAAAAAAAAACUAAUAUAAACAAAUAAAUCUCCUUAAUAAGCAAUAUAAUUUCUAAAAUCCUUAUGUAAAAAUAAAAUCAUAUGUUGA
Molecule: messenger RNA, 504 nt
Organism: Paramecium sonneborni
Lineage: Eukaryota; Ciliophora; Oligohymenophorea; Peniculida; Parameciidae
Source: the annotation of a GenBank genome assembly